AGAAAGUCGUUGCCUUAAAUUCAAACUUUUAGUGUCCCGUGGAUCUAGGUCGCAUAAUUUCCGUAAUAUUGCACCAAGCAAGAGGCAUGCAAGUUUGUUGUUUUUAUGUUUAUGUUCGCUUAACCCCGAAAAUGUGUAUAAAUGACUUGAAAAUCGUGCAAAUGAAUGAGUUACCUUACUGAAGCGUAGCAUCUGCAUUUUCCUCGCUUUGCAAUGAAGACCUGCAUUCUGAUUUCUUUGUUGUUUUAUACAGCAUCUGCAUUUAAAUACAAUGUCCACCUCGAGGUGUCUAAAGCAUGGGACAUUAUGGCAAGCUUUCCAAGAGAAAAGUGCAUAUUGCAAACCGGCGUCGAUCGUAACGCAGCAAACGUGGCACUUUUAAACAUGGAUCUCCCCGAAGACUACCCAUUUAAGUGUUUCUCCAAAUGUAUCUUUGUGGAAUUGGGCUUUUAUAAUCCCGCGACGGACACCUUUAAUUCAGACAGAAUUUUAAAGGGAUUAGUGGGAAUUCCUAGCGGCCUUGUCGAGGAGUGCAGCGAAAAACACAAGGGUGUGCGCGAUCAGUGUGAAAGAGUAUUCUCCGUUAUAACGUGCGGCAUUGCAAAGAUUCAGUCAUUGCCACCACUCUAAUGGUUUCGUGCAUUCUACAAAACAUUGAUUUUUUUUGUAAUUUUUGUAUUGAAUAAAAAUUGAUUAAACCAA
Messenger RNA from Photinus pyralis (common eastern firefly), 702 nucleotides. RefSeq lists its product as uncharacterized. Gene Ontology annotation, molecular function: odorant binding. The record is from RefSeq and is a predicted model, not a curated record. The coding region runs from base 214 to 630 and encodes 138 amino acids. Lineage: Eukaryota; Metazoa; Arthropoda; Insecta; Coleoptera; Lampyridae. The transcript is spliced from 3 exons.